GCGUUUUUAGUCGUCAAGUCGUGGUUGCCGAAUGUUUCGAAAACACAGACGAGAUUUGAUAGAAACAUGUCACAAAAAUAGAAGAAGCAAUAAGUAUAAGGAAUAACUUGGUCCCCAUUACCGUACAUUACAUUUAUUCUUGUUUUGAACUUUGAACCUCAACAACGUUUGUAUAUGCAAAUGAGGAUCACUCACACGGGGUCAACAGAGAUUGUGUGUUGGAUAUCUUCCUGUUCAUAGAUUCGCAUCGUGCUAAUAAGGGAACGCUUCUGGUGUUUCAUCGUCUAUCUCCUACAUUUCUUUUUAUGGCUUGGGUUAAUUAAUGAAGAUUUUUCUUCUUCCAGAGGAGUUCAGAUGUAAUUCUGAUUUUACAAGGUGGUAGAAUGUUCUCAUUUAUGCAUUUGAAGCUAGGAAGAUGAGAGGACAUGUCAUGUUUCGACCAAGAAAGAAGUAUAUUUUUUUACUAUUAGUUUUGAUGUUGGUACCUUUGAUUAUACUUACUUAUCUGAGUGUGAUGCAUGAUGAUAAUUUUAAUAGAAAUAGUUUAAUGGGUUUUAAUAAUAGAGAAGCAGCAUUAGCUGAGAGGGUCCGAGAAGUAGAAGAUGAAAACCAGAUGCUAAGAAGACAGUUAAGUUUAUCACAAUAUCAAUUACAGCAGUCUUACCAGAAUAAUAUUCAGGGCAUGGAUCCUCGGAAUGAAGGAACCGACGACAAAGAAGUAGAAAUAGGAAUUAAUAAUGGGACAAUAAUUUGUACAAAUGUUGAAGAGAAUGUGCCAAAAUGUGAGGUUAUACAUGUAGCUAUAGUGUGUGCAGGUUAUAAUGCCAGUCGGGAAGUAAUAACAUUAAUAAAAUCAGUGCUUUUUUACCGAAAAAAUCCCAUCCAUUUACAUUUUUUGGCUGACAAGCCUGGACAGUUAACAUUGUCUACUCUGUUUGAUACAUGGGAUAUUACAGGGGGUAAGAAUGAUGAUGUUUCUUGGAUUCCUAAUAAACAUUACUCUGGUGUAUAUGGACUCAUGAAAUUACUACUUACCAAAGUAUUGCCGAAAGAUAUGGAUAAGGUCAUAGUUUUAGACACAGAUGUUACAUUUGCAACAGAUAUUGCAGAACUAUGGAAAAUUUUUAGAAAAUUAAAAAAUAAAAAGGCCAUUGGUUUGGUUGAAAACCAGAGUGAUUGGUACUUAGGAACAUUAUGGCGGAAACACAAGCCGUGGCCAGCUCUGGGAAGAGGUUUUAACACUGGUGUGAUUUUAUUAGAUGUAAAAAAAUUAAGAAAAAUGAAAUGGAUGCAGAUGUGGAGGUUAACAGCAGAAAGGGAAUUAAUGAGUAUGCUUUCGACCUCACUGGCUGAUCAGGAUAUCUUUAAUGCUGUAAUUAAACAACAUCCUGAUAUCGUGCAUCAGUUACCGUGUGCAUGGAACGUACAACUCAGUGAAAACACAAGAAGUGAGACUUGUUACACUGAAAUAUCAGACAUCAAGGUCAUUCACUGGAAUUCACCGCAGAAGUUACGAGUGAAGAACAAUCACAUAGAAUUCUUCCGCAAUCUUUACUUAACAUUUUUAGAGUAUGAUGGUAAUUUAUUAAAGAGAGAGCUGUUCGGUUGUCAGGCUUAUCAGCACAAGCCCAAAGAAGUUGUCAAAGAGAUUACUGAACUUGAUGAAGAUGAUCAGUGUUAUGAGUUCAGACGAGAAAAAUUGCUGACACAUAGAAUACAUUUAUACUAUUUAGAUUACCAGUAUAUACAGGAUCUUGAUGGCACUGACGUGACAUUAGUGGCACAGUUGUCUAUGGAUCGGUUACAGAUGAUAGAAUCUAUAUGUAACCAUUGGCUAGGUCCUAUUAGUUUUGCUCUUUAUAUGUCUGAUGCCGAAGUGCAACAGUUUCUCAGAUAUGCUCUUAGUUCUGAUAUUCUUAUGAAAAGAAAAAAUGUUGGUUAUCAUAUUGUAUACAAAGAUGGGCAAUUUUAUCCUGUUAAUUUCCUUCGUAAUGUAGCAAUGAAACAAGUGAACACUCCAUAUGUGUAUCUAUCUGACAUUGAUUUUCUACCUAUGUAUGGUCUAUAUGAAUAUCUUAAAAAAGCUAUUGGUAUGAUGGACAUGUCUAAAGCCAAUAAAGCCUUGAUUGUUCCUGCCUUUGAAACCUUGCGAUAUCGCUUGACAUUUCCUAAAUCUAAGGCAGAGCUGCUCACAAUGUUGGAUAUGGGAAGUUUGUACACUUUUAGAUAUCAUGUAUGGCAAAAAGGACAUUCACCAACUAAUUUUGCCAAAUGGAGGACUGCGACCACUCCAUACAAGGUGCAAUGGGAGUCGGAUUUUGAGCCAUAUGUUGUUGUGAAAAAAGACUCUCCUUUGUAUGAUACAAGAUUUGUUGGAUUUGGAUGGAACAAAGUCUCUCAUAUUAUGGAAAUAGAUGCACUAGGAUAUGAAUUCAUCGUUCUUCCAAACGCCUUUAUGAUCCAUAUGCCACAUGCCCCUAGCUUUGAUAUUGCCAAAUGUUUGAAGAUACUUAAAACUGAGUUCCAGAAAGACAUGUCUAAGAGGUAUGGAUUCAAAGCUCUCAAAAUUCCAGAAAGAGCUACUAGCAAAGCUAAGAUAUAUACAUUGGAUGAAGCAAUUGCCCUUGGAAGGAAUUAUAAAGCUUCCAAUGCUCACUUAUCUGCACUAAAGUUCAUGGAACAACCACGCACAUCUAAAACAGUUGAUGUUGUAAAGUCAGCAAAGCGAACACACAAGGAAUGCAGAAAUUGUGGUUUAACCCAUCAGCCGAGAAAGUGUCCAGCUUUUGGCCAAAUAUGCAAGAAAUGUGGAAAGCGAAACCACUGGGCAAGAAGGUGUCAGUCUUCAGCCAAAAGCGGAGAAACAAAUAAGAAAUGCGAAAAGAAAACACAUGAAGUGAGGACAGAUUAUGAGUCUGACAGUGCUGAGAAUUCUGGGUUUGAUGAAUGCACAAGAGGAAUGAAAGACAAAUUCGCAGUGAUCAAGAUUAGCACAACACAGGGACAAAAACUCCUCAAAGCAAAGAUUGACACCGGAGCUCAAGCAAACCUUUUGAAUUAUACAACAUACAGAACACUGUUUGGUCUAGACCAUAAGCCGAACUCCUCAGAAGUACUCUCAGUGGGUAUGGAGAUACACCUUUUAAGAGUUACAAUUCCUGUUGUUGAAACAGGCAAACAGGAAAGAGAUGUAGAAUUCUUCAUAUCAGAGCAUGGAAACAACCUAUUUGGUUUAAGAUUAUGCACAUGCCUAGGACUAGGUCAAAUUCCUUUGGACGCAAAUGCAGAAUACGACGCGGAGGAAACUAUAGCCUACAGCACCAAAGAGCAGUUAGUAAAGGACAAUCCAGAUAUAUUUGAAGGUGUUGGCAAGAUAAACACAGACUACAAAAUUGAGCUGUCUGAUGAUGCAACACCUGUAAUAAAUCCAGCAAGAAGAACACCAGAUGCAUUGAAAGUACCCUUGAAACAUGAACUGGACCGCCUAAUACAGCUUGGAAUCAUCAGGGAAGUGCAAGAACCCAGUGACUGGGUGAACAGCAUUUUGUUGGUCACCAAGCCUAACGGAUCACUACGCAUCUGCUUGGAUCCCCGUGAGCUAAAUAAGUUCAUCAAAAGACGAUAUCUGAUGAUAUCCUGCCAGACCUAA
This is a messenger RNA of Saccoglossus kowalevskii, 3649 nucleotides long. RefSeq names its product xylosyl- and glucuronyltransferase LARGE1. Gene Ontology annotation, cellular component: Golgi apparatus. The record is from RefSeq and is a predicted model, not a curated record. Gene Ontology annotation, molecular function: xylosyltransferase activity; glucuronosyltransferase activity. NCBI's taxonomy places the organism in Eukaryota, Metazoa, Hemichordata, Enteropneusta, Harrimaniidae. Gene Ontology annotation, biological process: protein O-linked glycosylation via mannose.